AUGAGCCCGAAUCGCUUAACGAGCCUAACAAGGGAGCUGAGUCCGAAUCGCGUAACGACCCUAACAAGCGCGGCCAAGCUGAUCAUCACGGGCAAAUGUACCACCUCCAGGUUGGUAACAGGGUUACCUGGUGGGUGGUGGGGUUACCUGGUGGCUGGUGGGGUUACCUGGUGGGCGGUGGGGUUACCUGGUGGGCGGUGGGGUUACCUGGUGGGCGGUGGGGUUACCUGGUGGGCGGUGGGGUUACCUGGUGGGCGGUGGGGUUACCUGGUGGGCGGUGGGGUUACCUGGUGGGCGGUGGGGUUACCUGGUGGGCGGUGGGGUUACCUGGUGGGCAGUGGGGUUACCUGGUGGGCGGUGGGGUUACCUGGUGGGCGGUGGGGUUACCUGGUGGGCGGUGGGGUUACCUGGUGGGCGGUGGGGUUGCCUGGUGGGCGGUGGGGUUACCUGGUGGGCGGUGGGGUUACCUGGUGGGCGGUGGGGUUACCUGGUGGGCGCAGGGGUUACCUGGUGGGCGCAGGGGUUACCUGGUGGGCGCAGGGGUUACUGUGA
Closterium sp. NIES-65 is the source of this 552-nucleotide messenger RNA. The record is from the annotation of a GenBank genome assembly. Lineage: Eukaryota; Viridiplantae; Streptophyta; Zygnematophyceae; Desmidiales; Closteriaceae.